AUGCCUCCUCAAACAUCAAUGAGCAAUGGUCAGCAAUUGGAGGCCGCCAGAGAGCGCAUACUGCUUGAACACAUGGACAUCCGAUCAUUCUUCGGGCCUAAGGGGCAAACAAGCAAGUAUGCUGUAGGGUCCAAGUUCUUCAACAAUAAUGGGUCUGCUGAGAAGCGGAAAGAAAGUGUCACCACCGGCAAUGGGAAGGACGAGGACAACUUGCAACUUGAGGGCCCCACCAAGAGACCCCGUGUGGAGCCCCCAGCUGCCGACAUCUCCCCCCGCAAAGCCAGCUUGCAUCUUGAAAGAGUUGUGCCCGGCGCUGCUGGCACCUCCAACGGAGCCCAUCCAACACCAGACUCAGGCCUGAGACGCUCCACCCGCGCUUCCCCUCAGAAAGUAGCAGCCAGCCCAGUGCACCCAGUAACUCCAUCCCCCACUGAGAAAACAGAGCUCGAGGUGACCCCAGUCACAGGCUACAAGCCCUCCACGGCAAAUGGGCGAGGGCAAAGCAGCUCGUUUUCGCUAGAGACGGCCCCCCAAAGCACCUCUCAGCUGCAGAACGGGUUGUUAGCGUCUGAGCAUAAGAGAAUUGGCUCCAAUGAUGUGCUUCGAGAGAACGGGCUUGGCGGGAGUCCGAAUGCUGCACGGUUUCAGAAUGGGGUGCCAGGUGGAAGCAAUCUGCGACGGCCAUACAUGGGCGCGGCAGCCGCAGCAAUGGCAGCACAGCACAGCAGACCCGCCCCACUGCAGCCCGGCCCUUCUCACACCUCCGCCAGACCGCCAAAUCCACCACAGAGCCAGUCAGGGGGCCUUCUACAGCCACUGGCGCCGUGCAGUAUCGCUGUGGAUAAAGGAAAGGGCAAGGUGGUCGCGGCAGAAGGUCGGAAGGAGGCAAUCAACGAGCUGUGGACGACAAAGCACAGGCCUAGGAAGGUGGCGGAGCUGGUGGGGAAUGGGAACCAGAUCUACCGGUUGCGAGAAUGGCUGGUCAAGUGGGAGAGUCGCCACCUACAACCUGCACUUCCCAAGGGCGGAAAGAAAGGCGCCAGCGGCAGCGGAGGGGGCCGGGGCUGGGGGGGUGGAAAAAACAACGCCGAUGAUGAGAAGAAGGCCGCGCUGCUGAGUGGGCCCCCGGGGCUGGGGAAAACGAGCGCAGCGACCAUUUUGUGUGAAGAAAUGGGCUAUGAGGUGAUGGAGGUAAACGCAAGCGAUGCGCGUGGGAAAGCUGACAGGGACGUACAGAAGGGCAUGGGCGGGUCGACUUCCAACAUGGUCAAGGAGCUGAUUACUAACCGGUCGCUCUCGGGGAGCGGCAAGAAGCUCGCGCUCAUUAUGGACGAAGUAGACGGGAUGUCGGGCGGCGACCGAGGGGGUGUCCAGGACUUGAUUCAGAGCAUUCAGAAGAGCAAGAUUCCGAUCAUCUGCAUAUGCAAUGACAAGUACAACCAGAAGAUCAAGUCGCUAGUGGGGCACUGUAUGGAGUUGAACUUCCAGAAGCCGAACAAGCAGCAGAUUGCGCGGAGGCUCGCGGAGGUGGCCGGGAAAGAAGGCAUGCACGUUGAGGAGAGGGCGCUCGACGCACUGGUGGAGUCUGUGCAGUGCGACAUCCGGCUCGCGUUGAACCACCUGCAAUUCAUGCGUGUCCGCAGCACCUCCCUCAACUACUCGGACGUCCAGUCAAAGAUGCGGACCGGCGCUAAGGACGUCGACCUCUCACCUUUCAACGUCACCGACAGGCUCUUCUCCCCAUCCGCCGUCCAGCUGUCACUUUCGGACCAGAUCAAUCUCGCUUUCGCAGACGCAGACCUGCUGCCGCUCAUGGUGCAGGAGAACUACGUCAACUUCCGGCCGAGCCGGGGCGGGCUUGACCGGAUGGAUGCGCUUGCCUCGUGUUCCGAUUGGAUCAGCGACGGGGACCUCGUCAGCCGGCAAGUGCGCGGGCGCGGCCGCUGGGAUCUCAUGCCCUUUGGCUGCGUCACGUCCACCGUCGCGAGUUGUGCCCAUAUCCGUGGUCAACGGGAACCGCUGCUGCCGAAUGAGCGCAACUUCAACCGGUUCAGCGCGUGGCUGGGCAAGAAUUCGAGCGCCAACAAGAACAGCCGCAUCCUCUCGGAGCUGCAGACGCACAUGCUCGUCUCCGGCAACUGCUCCGCCUCCAGGAGCGCGGUCCGCCAGGACUACGUCCCCAUUCUGAGCGCUUUGCUGACGAUGCCGCUUCGAAAAUACGACAAGGACGGGGUGGAGCCGGUGAUCGAGCUGAUGAACGAGUACUCACUCACGCGGGAAGACUGGGGCAACAUGCUGGACCUGGGCAAGCUAGCGGGCAAAGGGGACCCCCUGGAGGGCGUGUCAGCGCAGGUGAAAGCCCAUUUUACGCGGCAGUGCACUGCUAACGCUGCACAGCACGCGGUCAAGUCGAGCGUCAUGCUGGACAUGGGGGCCAAAGCGGUCAAGCCACGUGUCAGGGCGGGGGCAGCCGAAGGCGCGCCAGCAGAAAACGACGUGGUGGCAGUGGACGAUGGUGCUAUUGCAUUGGAAGAUGAGGGAGAGGAGGACGCACAAGGAGCAGAAGUGCAGGACGCUGCUGCGAUCCCGGGGGUCAAGCGAAAAGCUGCGUCCCAAGCAAAGGGAAAGGCGAAGGUGGCACGAAAAGAAAGCAAGGCGCCAGCAGCACCAAGAGGCAAGGGCAAGAAGAAGGCAUGAGCGGUUUUGCAGCGGCUGCAAGUAUGCCGGUAUUCUCCAAGAUCACGCAGUGAUGGUCAUGAAGCACCUGCAGGGAGGAAUCCUUGUGCUCGGCUGUUACCGUAUCAUGCAGUUUUUUGGCCAUUCCUGGUGCUACUUAGACAUGGCAUGGCGAACAAAUUUCUAAACGGUUGUAAGGGCAAGGGCUGUAAUGACCAUGCAUGAUACAUAUCAGUUCUGCAAAACCACUUGGUUGAUACUGAUGCAGAAUAUGAUACUAUUCACACCUCCAGACCGC
Klebsormidium nitens is the source of this 2974-nucleotide messenger RNA. Lineage: Eukaryota; Viridiplantae; Streptophyta; Klebsormidiophyceae; Klebsormidiales; Klebsormidiaceae. The record is from the annotation of a GenBank genome assembly.